This is a messenger RNA of Penicillium malachiteum, 2127 nucleotides long. RefSeq names its product Hsp70 family protein. The coding region runs from base 1 to 2127 and encodes 708 amino acids. The transcript is spliced from 4 exons. The record is from RefSeq and is a predicted model, not a curated record. Gene Ontology annotation, molecular function: ATP binding; ATP-dependent protein folding chaperone. NCBI's taxonomy places the organism in Eukaryota, Fungi, Ascomycota, Eurotiomycetes, Eurotiales, Aspergillaceae.
AUGGACCUCAUGAGCGCCCGAUUCAAGUCGUUCGCCUUAAAACGUAAAGAGAAGCACUCUUCCCCACUCACCUCAAACACCCCUCCCAACCUGAACGGAACUUCUCCUACUUCUCCUCCUUCCAACCGAAGUUCCUCAACGACCAGUUUACCCCCGAUCAACAACUUGAAUCAGGUCGGUCGUCCUCCCAGCUAUCGUCCAACCAGCCCCUUAGCCCCCGUUCAACAGCUCGCUUCACACACCGCCCCCCUCAACCCCUCCUCAAUGCAACAAUACGGUCAACCGGGCAUCGCCCAGCAGAUGAAUGCGCCGCCAGGUUACGCCAUGCAAUCACAACCCAUGGGGCAUGCCCCCGCUGGUCUUCCUCAUCAGUAUGCGGGGCGCAACCCCGCUGAGAUUCAAGCACCCGUCGACCGCAGUAAAGCCCAACUCAUCGUCGGUAUCGAUUUCGGUACGACUUUCUCCGGUGUCGCGUUUGCCUUUGCGACAAACAAUGAGGCCAGGGAAGAUAUCAUCACCGAAUGGCCUGGCGCAGGAACCCAUACCAAACAAAAGAUUCCUACGGUAUUAUACUAUGAUCAAUACCAGAAAGUCGUUGGAUGGGGUCCCGAUAUCGCCGAGGCGCUGGCGCCCACCGGUUACCCGAAACCUGGGGUCCAAAAGGUGGAAUGGUUCAAGUUGCAGCUGAUGCUCUCUGGAAACACAUACAUUGACCCUAUCAACCUUCCUCCUCUCCCUCCCGGCAAGUCAGAAAUCGAUGUCGCCGCCGAUUAUCUCUUUAAGCUCCGUCAGGCCAUGCGUGCCCAACUACAGAAGACCCUGGGUGAGGUAUUUACCCGUGAAGAGCGCAACAUUCGCUACUAUUUGACCGUCCCGGCCAUCUGGAAUGACGCUGGGAAGGCGGCCACCCGAGCGGCGGCCAUUCAGGCCGGUUUCUUGCGGGAUGAGAAUGAUAACCGAUUGACUUUGGUCUCAGAACCAGAGGCAGCAGCCCUCUUCUGUGCGAAGACUGGUCUGCUGAACUUGAAGAUUGGAGAUGCUAUUCUGAUCGUUGAUUGUGGUGGUGGUACUGUUGAUUUGAUCGCAUACGAGGUUGAAGAGGAAUCACCGUUCAGCGUAAUGGAAUGCACUGCAGGUUCGGGUGACUCGUGUGGUUCUACAGCCCUGAAUCGCAAUUUCAGCAAUAUUCUGCGAGCUAAGAUUCGCAAGAUGAAGCUGCCCGAUGGUUCACGGACGGCUGGCAAGGUCUAUGCUAAGUGUAUUAUGGACUUCGAGAACCGUAUCAAGGCCGACUUCCGUAACAAUGGACAGAAGUGGGCAGUCGAUGUUGGUAUUGAGGCGGACUUCCCCGAAGCCGGGAUUGAAGAGGGCUACAUGACAUUUACGAAUGAGGAAAUUCUUCAGUGCUUUGAGCCUGUAGUGAACCGAAUUCUGGAACUGGUUCGCAACCAGAUUAUUGCUAUUCAAGCGCAAAAUCGUUUGCUACAGAACGUUCUCGUCGUUGGUGGUUUCGGUGCCUCGGAAUACCUCUUCCAACAGAUCAAGCUCCACGUACCCCCGCAAUAUCAGACCAAGGUUGUUCGCCCAAUGGACUCUGUGGCAGCGAUUGUCAAGGGUGCAGUUACCGCGGGUAUUACCGAGCGGGUUAUCACUCACCGUGUUGCGCGUCGUCAUUAUCUGAUGGCUACCUUGCAACCAUUCAAGGAAGGAUACCACCCCGAACAGUACCGAGUACCCAGUCUAGAUGGUCGCGACCGAUGCAAGUACACCCGGCAAAUCUUCGUGCAGAAGGGUGAGCGUGUUAAGAUUGGCGAGCCUGUCAAGGUCAGCUUCUUCCGUCAAGUAGCUCCAGGUGCCACCCUCAUGUACGAAGAUGUGCUCUAUGCUUGUGACGAAGAUGUGUGUCCCGAGUACACCAAGGAUCCUCGCAUCAAGGAAGUUGUUACACUCACUUCGGAUCUGUCUCGCAAGAACCUCGAGACUGACUUUGAACGCAUGGACACCCCACAGGGUAUCUUCUACCGCGUGUACUUUGAUAUCUACCUCACUCUUGAUGGCAGUGAGUUCAGCGCCGAGCUGGUGUGCCAAAAUGAGAUCAUGGGUCGCUGCCGUGCCAAGUUCCGGUAA